CUAAAUCUCCGGCGCCUGGGCCGCCUCUGCCGCCUGGCUGCUCUCGGCUCGCUUCAGUGUGAUUGGAUGAGCGGGAGCGUGUGGAUGGGCGAAGCGCUGAGCUCUCCCUCCCGGGCUGCCUGUCCUGCUCUCUGUCCCGGCGCCUUCCCUCUUCUGCUUCUCUCCCGCUCGCUUUCCUUUCCCCCUCCUUUCCCCGAGUCUGGUCAUUUCCCCGAGUUUGCCUCGGGUGCUUUCCCCUUUCCCCCUCUCGCUCCCUUUCUCCUCGGUGUGAUCUAGUCGCUCCCCCCACCCCGCCACCCCCUUCUGCCAACUGGGAAUGCUAAAACAGAACUGAUGGACAUUUCCGAACUUUGCAUCUCAGACCCUCUCAGCUACCACAACCAUGUGAAAGGGAAUGGAUUGAGAAUAGAGAGAGGCGGCGUAUCUUGUCCGAUUCUGCAUUGCCGGCUGUUAGGCAGAAUGUCCACAGAUGAGCGGCACCUCACCUCCAGUUGUGGAUCCUUCAUCAAGACUGAGCCGUCCAGCCCAUCUUCCGGCAUCGACGCCAUCAGCCACCACAGCCCAAGUGGUUCAUCCGACGCCAGCGGUGGCUACGGCAUCACUAUAGGCGGCCACCCCAAUGGCCUGGAUUCACCACCCAUGUUCAGCAGUGCGGGGAUUGGCGGAGGGCCCUGCCGCAAACGGUACGACGACUGCGCCAGCGCCAUCAUGGAAGACUCGCCCACCAAGUGCGAGUAUAUGCUGAACGCCAUCCCCAAGAGGCUGUGCCUAGUGUGCGGGGACAUUGCAUCCGGGUACCAUUAUGGAGUGGCGUCCUGUGAAGCAUGCAAAGCCUUCUUCAAGAGGACAAUUCAAGGGAACAUUGAAUACAGCUGCCCGGCGACCAAUGAGUGUGAAAUCACAAAACGGAGGCGCAAAUCCUGCCAGGCGUGUCGCUUCAUGAAAUGCCUCAAAGUGGGGAUGCUGAAAGAAGGGGUCCGUCUGGAUCGAGUUCGCGGAGGCCGUCAAAAGUACAAAAGGAGAUUGGAUUCCGAGAGCAGCACUUAUUUGAGCUUACAGAUUCCUCCUCCAGCCAAAAAGCCAUUGACCAAGAUCGUCUCCCACUUGUUGGUGGCAGAGCCGGAAAAGAUUUAUGCUAUGCCUGACCCUACCAUGCCGGAGAGCGACAUCAAAGCUCUGACCACGCUCUGUGAUUUGGCAGACAGAGAGCUGGUUGUGAUCAUUGGCUGGGCAAAGCACAUCCCAGGCUUUUCUAAUCUUUCCCUGGGGGACCAGAUGAGCCUAUUGCAGAGCGCAUGGAUGGAGAUACUCAUCCUGGGUAUCGUCUACCGCUCGUUACCCUAUGAGGAUAAAUUGGUCUAUGCUGAAGAUUACAUCAUGGAUGAGGAACAUUCUCGCUUGACGGGCCUGCUGGAGCUCUACCUGGCCAUCCUGCAGCUUGUGCGCAGGUAUAAGAAGCUGAAGGUGGAGAAGGAAGAGUUUGUGACACUCAAGGCCUUGGCUCUUGCCAAUUCAGAUUCAAUGCACAUAGAGGACAUGGAUGCAGUGCAGAAACUCCAAGACCUUCUCCACGAAGCUCUCCAGGAUUACGAGCUGAGCCAGCGUCAUGAGGAACCACGGCGUGCGGGGAAGCUGCUGCUCACCCUUCCCCUCCUGCGGCAAACAGCUGCCAAGGCCGUGCAGCACUUCUAUAGCAUCAAACUGCAGGGCAAGGUCCCCAUGCACAAACUCUUCCUAGAAAUGCUGGAAGCCAAGGUCUGACAGGGCCCAGGAAGCAAACUGGAAGCCAAGGUUGCGGCCAUGGAGCUAACCAAACAGAGGUGGCAGCUGGCUUUUAUCUCCAAUCAUUUAUUAUGGAAGAAUUAUUUAACAUCCAUCUGGCAGUCACGCCAGUCUGUACAUCCAUCUGAAGAUUAUUGUGUACAGAGAAGGGAACUCUUUUAAUCAACAUCACUCUUCCCCCCCUCCUUUCUUUCUUUCUGGAAAAUUAAAGAACAAGCUCUUGCACUUGCAAAGGGAGCCAAAGGGAGUCUGGAGCCCCUAAGAGUGAUGCUGUUUGCACUAUCCAGGGCAGCCCAUUCCCAUCUUCUUUGACCUAAGAGAAGGGGUGUGGGGACUGAAGCAGAAAAUGGUGAAAAAUAAGAGUUUGUAACAUUCAUAGCAUAGUGGCGUGAGAGGAGAUUAAAAAAUAUAUCUGGGUGUCAGUGGGUCCGCAGCUUGACCCCUUUCCUCAAUGCUGUGGUCCAUGUGAUGGUGGUCUGUUUGGGGAGGAGCAUCAUGGGAUCUCUUAAGUCGAGAAUGGCUGCCUCCUGUGCUCAAGCUACACAGAAAACAUGUACAUAGAGGCCCUCCUUAUUGGGAAGGUCAGGCCUGACCGUGUAAGAUAUCCUGUGAUAUUGUACAGCAUAUUUGCACCUGGCUUUCCCCUAUCCAUGCGCAAUCAUAACAUUCCUGGUGGUGGUUACUAGAGAAGCUGGAGACAUGUCCUUGAGAGAGAAGAUCUCGUUGUGUGAUAAUAUGAAGAGGGAAGUAGCUGGAUACUUUUUGUUGUUGUUCCAAGGCUGUAGUCACUCAGUCAUCCCUUCAUCCUCCUAGACGUGGUGCUAUUUAAAAAGAAAAAGAAAACCCUCUACCUCCAUUCCUCCUUUCUCCACAUGGCCCAAGGUCACUGGAAUCACAGGGAGUGGGCCAAAAUAAAAGUUAUACCAAACCAGGGCAUUUCCCAGUCUUUCCUCACCAAUAGAUUUCAAGCUCCAAAUCCAAAUAUUGGAUAUAUUCCCUGAGAGGUAGGGGAGAAGAAGAAUUAGAAGAACUCACCUGCUGGGCUUGCGCCAUGUUAAGAGAACUAAAACAACCCAGGGGAGAUACUUAAUUUUUGCCUCCACAUUCCUUUCCCACUGUGGCAACUCUCUCAUUGAGACCAGUUGCUUGAAUCCAGCUUGAAUGUAGCUGAAGGAAGGCAAGGGUAGCAAGGCUUAUAUUGAGCCAAAACCUGUUUUGAAUGGCAGGCUCGAAGUGAUAAGUAAGAGAGUGCCUUUGCUUCUCCCUCCCCACUGAGGGAUUGGGGAGGUAAGGUUUCUAGGUUAUAUUUAUAAAAAUAAUGGCUUCCAAGUUAGCGUGGCCCCUGCCAACCCUCUUUUCAGAGAUUAAUUACUUUUCUUCUCAUCAGUCCCACAGAGCCACAAGUCCAGAUGGCUUUGACUGGUUUGUGGCUUUUCAGGAGGGUGAUGUGUGUCUGUUUUCAUGGUUAUUUUGGGAUCCAGCAGUGAGUUCAAGAGUUAAACUCACUGUUGCAGAAGCAGCAUUGAAGCCAAGAUGACCAUACAAGUGAAUUUUACUUCCAAAGGGAGUGGUCAAAACAACAUGUGAAAAUAGGUCUAACCAAAGCAAUAAAAGAUAUGGAUGGCAAAUAUAUAUAUAUAUCAUUUGCCAAGUGAGGGCUGGGCAGUGUCCUGUCUGCUUCCUGAGGUAAAUCAGAACAGAGGCCUCAACUUCUUUACUUUGGACUAAUUCACUUUGCUGCUUCAUCCAGAUGCUAAUCCAAAGGUCCUCUUUUUUGAAGAGGGAAAAAGGGGGUAGGGAGGGAGCCAGCAGAUUGCUAAACUGGUCUUCCAUGACUAUGAAGGAUGCGACAGAAAUAAACACAGUAAUCAUGAAGCUCCCUUCGGAUGCCUGUGGUUGGCAACUGAUUUGGGGGCUGGACCAUACUUACAAUCUCCUGACAGUUUUGUUUUUGGAUGACAAACAGCUCUGGUUUUCUGCUCAAAAUGGCUCCCUACUUCUUUUCCACUCACGGGGGAAAGUAUUUUGAUGGAUGCACCUUUUUCAGAGUAGCCUUCCUCUCGCCCCAGCUUUCUUAUCCUACUAACAGUCAUUGUCAUUCUUCUCCAAAAUAGCCAUCACAUGUAAGGGACAACCGUAGCUCACUGGCAGAGCGCCUGCUUGGCAUGCAGAAGGUCCUGAGUUCCUUUAUUGGCAUCUCUGUUGAAAAGGAUCAGAUCACAGGUGAUGGGGAAGGCCCCCAGCUUAGACCCUCGAGACCCACUGCACGUCAAAGUAGAUAAUAUUGGGCUAUGGGCAAAUAGACCUGAAUUUGCACAAGACUUCCUAUUUUCCUGUGUGUCUCCUUUGCAAAGCAUGGUUGUAGGAUUUCUCUGCUAAAGGCCAGAAAAAGAGUUCCUGGCACUACAGGCCUCAAUCAUGGGUCCUUAUUGGGAGGAGCAUUUUCAUGCUUGUUUAAAGCAGCCUUCCUUCAUUGCCACUUUGGGGCAGUAAACAAGUGAAGAUUCAGUAAAUGCAAUAAAUGCGGGAACAAAUGCUCCUUGUUCCCAUGUUUGUAAAACUACCAGUUUGUUCAUUUGCAAAUAGCCUAAGGUCAUCUUAUGUUGCUGGAGCAUAAAAUCACUGCCUUGCUGGGUUACACCCAGGGUCCAUUUAGUGCAGUCUUUUGUCUCCAAUUGUGGCCAUUCUGGUAAGCUCUCAAGUAGGGCAUUGCCCACACCUCUGCAUAAUCAAGGAUAUAUUGUACCAGUGUUUAUUUUUUUCUGAAGUCAGAGGCAAUGUGGAGCCUGCUUGUCCAUGACUCACUGCGCCCUUUUUGGUUCAAUCAGAGAUAUAGCUGCAUCACUCUCAACCAACAUUCCCCAAUCUGAUGCCAUCCAGAUGAUUUUGGGGUUUCCAACUCCCAUCAGCCCCAGCUAGAAUGGCCAGUUUUCAGGGAGGAUGGGAACUGUAAUCCAAAACAUCUGAAUGGCACCAGGUUGGAGAAGACUGGUAAAAACUAAGUGAAUAGGUACAGGAUUUCUGGUUGCACAAUGGGACUUCUCCACUCUCUUCUGACCACCGAUCCCCUAAAUCUCUUCCAGGGGUUCUCCCAACCCUCCAAAGCAGAUUUGGGGAGGUUGCAUGGUGCAAAGAGGGGGGAAAAGUCCCACUGUGCAAGUGGAAAUCCACGUGGAGGUGGAUUAUGUGGAUACUGUCCAUAAUCGUAGAGGGGGCUGAGACAACAUAUUCCAAAUUAAUUUAAUAGAACAUACAUCUGAGGAAGACAGUAGCAAUCAACCAGAGCAGCAACUUGGUAAUGCUUUAGAUCUUAUAGGGAGAGUGGAUACCACAGACCAGCUUCAGAUUUAGCAAUAUGGGGACAGCUCUGGUUCCAUGCCUUUGGAACUAGCAGAAAGCAUGCACUAAGCAAUUAUCCGGUCCUGCACAUAGGAGUCAAAUAUUUUGUAAGGUACGAACUACUGGUACAAGAAUGAUUCUGACAACUGCAAGCCUUCAGACAAUAGUAGCUUCCAUGGAGUAGGUAAUGAAGUCCCCAAGUGCUAACCCCGGGAUUAGUUUAGGGCAAGGCAUGCAGGUAAGUGCCUUCACUAGAAUAGAAGCAUGACAUCUGUCAACCUCCCCCUUUCCAGGAAGCUGUGUCCACCCUACUUCUGUGCCUACCUGUAACCUGCCAUGUACUCUCUCCUUCCCAAAACUUUAUAUAGGUCACUGUCUUCUGCUCUGAAAUACAACCCUCCCUAUGAGCCAUGGAGGCAACAAAUGCUGCUUGCAUUCACAUUCCUUUCUGGGGUCUCUGGCCUUUAGUGCAACCAGCAAGCAAACACCCAAGUUGGCGGGAAUCGCUUCUGAUCAAUGGUGCGAUACCCACCACCCCUUGCACCAGAGGAAAAGGCGGGCAUUAUUUUGAAAAUAUGAAGAAACUGCAAAACCACAACCCAACAGUAUUGUUCAUGCCAAAUAAGGGGGCGUUAUUUUCUUCUCUCUUCAUAACCAGACUGACUCAUGUGUUCAGAAAUGUCGAACACAUAUUUUGAAACCAUGCUAAAGCAGCUGUCAAAAAAGGGAGGAAAGAAACCCUAAGAAUGUAUGUGGCUGAGGUUUUUUGGCCAGUCAUGUGGUCCAAAGCCAGUCCUGCUCUGGUGACUUGAUGGUUAAGAGAAGCCAAAAACAAGCAAAGGGGAAAAGAUGGGAAAGCCUGUGCAAGACUAUGCAGGGUGUCAUAGUCCAAGAGUGAAAUAAAACAGUAACUACUCAACUAUUAUCUGCUCCUGAAAGAAAGAAAAAACUGUCAAAUAACUACAGUAAUUAAAUAAAUCGUAUUCUUGUGGUACAGGUCAUUUCAAACAAACUGAGAAAUAAAACAAA
This is a messenger RNA of Podarcis muralis (Common wall lizard), 6150 nucleotides long. It is a transcript of the gene ESRRB, whose product is annotated as estrogen related receptor beta. Gene Ontology annotation, cellular component: nucleus. The record is from RefSeq and is a predicted model, not a curated record. NCBI's taxonomy places the organism in Eukaryota, Metazoa, Chordata, Lepidosauria, Squamata, Lacertidae. Gene Ontology annotation, molecular function: zinc ion binding; sequence-specific DNA binding; nuclear steroid receptor activity. Gene Ontology annotation, biological process: regulation of DNA-templated transcription.